GCAACAAGUUCACAAUUUUCAUAACUUAACUUGCAUGGAGCUUAUUUUUGGGUCAAGUUGGUGUACCAAAUGGAAGUGGGUGCUAGAAUUGCUUGAACAUUGCCCUAAGCUUCAAAAUCUUACUCUUGAUGAAGUUUUACACUUUUACCGUGCUGAGGACGAUUGGAAGGAACCAGCAAUUGUUCCGAAAUGCAUUUCCUCUCAACUUAGAACAUGCUCACUUAAAGCUCAUAGAGGCAGGACGUAUGAGCUUCAGUUUGCAGAGUAUAUUAUGAAGAAUGCAACAGGAAUGCACACCAUGACAAUUAGUGGCCGGCGGCUGGAACACCAAAUGCUAUUGAAAUUAUCUUCAUGUCCAAGGGGCUCUGCUACAUGUAAACUCUCAUUUGAAUUUGAUUGACGAAGGU
Medicago truncatula (barrel medic) is the source of this 407-nucleotide messenger RNA. Its product is annotated as F-box/FBD/LRR-repeat protein At5g56420. The transcript is spliced from 2 exons. The record is from RefSeq and is a predicted model, not a curated record. Bases 35 to 400 code for a protein of 121 amino acids. Lineage: Eukaryota; Viridiplantae; Streptophyta; Magnoliopsida; Fabales; Fabaceae.